AUCAGUCUACAAGUGAGGACGAGCAUCAGACCUUCAGACAGAAGUCAAAUCUGAGUUUAUUGAAGGACAGUGGGAAGAUGAGUGAUCCAGAACCCUGCAGAAUUACAGAUGAAGACACUGAAGAACAAACAGAUCUUAGUGAAGAGAGUAAGGAGAGUGAAGAUGAUGAACUCCUAAAAGCUGAGAAAACACCUCAUUUACAGACUGAAGAUGCUUUAAUGCAAAGAAACAAGAAAUGUUUGACCUGCAGUCAGUGUGGGAAGAGUCUGGCAAGCAAAAACAGUAUUAAUCGACACAUGAUGAUCCACACUGGAGAGAAACCAUUCACAUGCACUCAGUGUGGGACGAGUUUUAGACUAUCAUCAUCUCUUACUCAACACAUGAUGAUCCACACGGGAGAGAAACCCCACAGAUGUGAUCAAUGCGGCAAAACAUUUUUGAGGGCGUCAGGGCUGAAAGUCCAUCUUAGAACUCAUACAAAGGAGAAGCCUUAUUCAUGCUCUGAGUGUGGAAAGAGUUUUACAGAUCGGUCAAGUGUAAGAAAACAUCAGAGAAUCCACACUGGUGUAAAAGAGUAUAUGUGCUUUGAGUGUGAGAAGACUUUUAGUACAGCUAGAGAUUUGGAAGGGCACCAGAGGAUUCACAAUGGAGAGAAACCGUACACAUGCACUCAGUGUGGGAAGAGUUACAGCAUCUUAGCAUCCCUUACUAGACACUUGAUGAUCCACACUGGAGAGAAACCAUUCACAUGCACUCAGUGUGGGAAGAGUUUCACCGACUCAUCAUCCCUUAAAAAACACUUGAUGAUCCACACUGGAGAGAAACCGUUUACAUGCACUCAGUGUGGGAUGAGUUUUACACGCUCAUCAUCCUUUAAUAAACACUGGAUGAUCCACACUGGAGAGAAACCAUUUGCAUGUACUCAGUGUGGGAAAAGUUUCACAAACUCAUCAUCCCUUAAUCAACACAUGAAGAUCCACACUGGAGAGAGAAAACACAGAUGUGAUCAAUGCGGCAGAGCAUUUUUAAAGGCUUCAGUGCUGAAAGUCCAUCUCAGAACUCAUACAAAGGAGAAGCCUUAUUCAUGCUCUGAGUGUGGAAAGAGAUUUACAAUUAUGUCAAGUUUAAAGGUACAUCAGAAGAUCCACACUGGUGUAAAAGAGUAUAUGUGCUUUGAGUGUGAGAAGACUUUUAUUACAGCUAAAGAAUUGAAACUGCAUGAGAUGACUCACACUGGAGAGAAACCAUUCACAUGCAGUCAGUGUGGGAAGAGUUUCAGCCGAUCAUCAUCCCUUAAUGAACACAAGAGGAUCCACACUGGAGAGAAACCAUUCACAUGCACUCACUGUGGGACGAGUUUCCACCGGUCAUCAUCCUUUAAUGAACACAUGAAGAUUCACAAAGGAGAGAAAACCCACAGAUGUGAUCAAUGCGGGAAAACAUGUUUGAAUGCGUCAGACCUGAAACGUCAUCUGAGAACUCAUACAAAGGAGAAGCCUUAUUCAUGCUCUGAGUGUGGAAAGAGUUUUACACAGCUGUCACAUUUAAGACAACAUCAGAAGAUCCACACUGGUGUUAAAGAGUAUGUGUGCUUUGAGUGUGAGAAGACCUUUAUUACAGCUGCAAGAUUGAAUCGGCACCAGAAGAUCCACACUAGAGAGAAAUCGUACUCAUGUGAUCAGUGUCUGGAGAGUUUCACACACUCUGUGCAGCUUAAUGAACACAUGAAAAUUCACACCGGAGAAAAGCAGCACACAUGACAUGAAUGCAGAGGAGCAUUCUCUUGUGUGUAAUGCUGUGUUCACACCAGACGCGGAACGCACAGAUAAAUUGCUUUAUUCGGCCGUAAAUAGACUUGAGUUUACUCGCUUCAUUCGCACAUCAAAUUCGCUAUGUCAUAAUCAUGGCCCCACAAGAGCAAGCCCCUGAUUGGUUAAUGCAGUGCGAAUGUCCGCUUAAGUUCAGAUUUUUGAACUCGAGCGUUUUGAGCGAUUUGCGUGUAUCACGCUGCAGGAUGUCUAUUCGCGUCUUUGCAUUGACUUAACAUGU
Danio rerio (zebrafish) is the source of this 2049-nucleotide messenger RNA. The record is from RefSeq and is a predicted model, not a curated record. NCBI's taxonomy places the organism in Eukaryota, Metazoa, Chordata, Actinopteri, Cypriniformes, Danionidae.